Pundamilia nyererei is the source of this 932-nucleotide messenger RNA. Its product is annotated as cAMP-responsive element modulator-like. The coding region runs from base 177 to 800 and encodes 207 amino acids. The transcript is spliced from 6 exons. Gene Ontology annotation, biological process: regulation of transcription by RNA polymerase II. Gene Ontology annotation, cellular component: ATF4-CREB1 transcription factor complex; nucleus. Gene Ontology annotation, molecular function: RNA polymerase II cis-regulatory region sequence-specific DNA binding; DNA-binding transcription factor activity, RNA polymerase II-specific. The record is from RefSeq and is a predicted model, not a curated record. NCBI's taxonomy places the organism in Eukaryota, Metazoa, Chordata, Actinopteri, Cichliformes, Cichlidae.
CUGAGCCAAUCAACCAAUCAGAAUGGGCAAGAGAAAAAACACACUGCCUAACGGGCUCACCGAUACACACACACGCCAAAAAUAAAUAAAUAAAAUAACUCCGUCAGUUAAUCAUCAUCAUCUACUAAGGAACUAGCACAAACAGGUGAUUUACGAUUGAACCAGUGCCUCUCAGAAUGAAUCAAAUGAAGACAGAUGAGAAAUAUCAGCUGCCUGUUGACCAGCAAAAGAGCUGCAAACAGAACAAUGGGCUUUUUCAAAGAGUUCCUGCCACGAUAAUGCCUAAUAAGGUAGAGAACCUGCCAUCGAUGGCUAUGACUAGGACACAAACACUCCAGUAUCCAUUAAGCACUUCUCUUCAGUGCUGUGGAGGGAUCCAGAAUAUGGCACCGCACCCCUAUACUGUGUAUUCCUUACCAGGCACUCCGGUCAACUUCCAAAUCCGUUCACAGAUGCUGGCAUCAAUUGCCACGGCCAGCACAUGCACACCAAGUCCUCCACCAGAAACCUGUACCCCUGGUGACCUGACUGGCUGCCAGCUGCGUAACCCCACCUCCAGCCUCCCUCAGGGUGUCGCAGGGCCCAGUGCUCACAGCUCCCAGAAACUUAUAGAGGAUGCCUUACAGAAGAGGGAGCUGCGCUUGAUGAAGAACAGGGAAGCUGCCCGUGAGUGUCGGCGGAAGAAGAAGGAAUAUGUCAGGUGCCUUGAGAAUCGCGUGGCCAUGCUGGAAAAUCAAAAUAAGACUCUGAUAGAAGAGCUUAGAGCCUUAAAAGACAUCUAUCGUCACAAAGUGGAGUGAUGGGGAAUCGGGAUUGUGUGGACUGUGUCGGUUUGUUUCUGUGGCCUAUCUUGAGGACUCUGUGUACAUAUACACGCACUCCAACGAACACACACCCUUUGUAGUUGCUGAUUAAAUGUGUUUACACAAUGA